CGCGAUGUGUUCCAGCUCUCGAAAAACUAUAUGAAGUCGAGUGAUCGUCGUCGUUGAAAACAAUUCCAGUCCAGGAUCUCCAGCUCCAGCUCAAGCCUCAAGCCUCAAGCCUCAACACCGCUCGAAUCCACCAGUCCAGUCUGCCGGCAGCUUUUUCGACUUCUCUUCUCAAGCCCAACUUUUCAAAACAUCCAAAUCAGUCUUCGGUUCCCAUAAGCCAAAAUGAAGUUCAACAGCGCCCUCCUCUUCCUCGCUAGCACCCUGGUUGCUGGUCUUCCCGUUGCCCCCGAGGUCGACACCGAUGUCGUGGCCCGGUCUGACGAGGCCCAUCUCAUCGAGGCCCGCCAGAGCAACACUCGCAAUGAUCUCGAGGAGGGCAGCUCCUCGAACUGCCCCGAGGUGAUCCUGAUCUUCGCCCGCGGCUCCACCGAGUCUGGUAACAUGGGCAACACUGCCGGACCCGCCCUUGCCCGGGCCAUGGAGCGUAAUUACGACAACAUCUGGAUCCAGGGUGUUGGUGGCCCCUACACCGCCGACCUGGCCCCGAACUUCCUCCGCGCGGGCACCAACCAGCAGUCCAUCGACGAGGCCAAGAGGCUCUUCACCAUGGCCUACACCAAGUGCCCCAACACUCCCGUCGUCACCGCCGGCUACAGCCAAGGUACCGCCGUCGUCGGCAACGCCCUCACCGAGCUUAACCGCACCCCUAUCCAGGACCAGGUCGUCGGUGCCGCCCUCUUCGGCUACACCAAGAACCUCCAGAACCUGGGCCGCAUCCGCGACUACCCGAGGUCCAACACCGAGGUCUACUGCCAGCUCACCGACGCCGUCUGCUCCGGCACCCUCUUCAUUCUGCCCGCCCACUUCCUCUACCUCGACGAUGCCGCCAUUAGCGCGCCUCGCUUCUUUGCGCGCCAGAUCCGCCGCGCUUAAGCGGGCUGCUGCUAGCCUGCUGCGGCGGCGGCCCGCGCUGGGGGCGUUCAUAGGGGGCCGGCAUUCCCCACGGUUGGAAAAUCCGGGGUAUCCCGCUGGUUCUUUUCCUUCCCCAGUUGGGUCUUUUCAUUUCAUGGCUGUACGCUGCUGCUCCGCGGUGUGUUUAGCCUUGGGGCUUUUCUGAACAUUUCUUUUUUCCAACUGAAAGUGGUGUUUUCAGUUGCGGCUUGAGGUGGGGGGUGGAUUUUGAGAAUUCAUGUCCCACAAUGACUCGUCGGACUUUUCCAGG
Messenger RNA from Sodiomyces alkalinus F11, 1222 nucleotides. RefSeq names its product cutinase. NCBI's taxonomy places the organism in Eukaryota, Fungi, Ascomycota, Sordariomycetes, Glomerellales, Plectosphaerellaceae. Gene Ontology annotation, biological process: carbohydrate catabolic process. Bases 223 to 933 code for a protein of 236 amino acids. The record is from RefSeq and is a predicted model, not a curated record. The transcript is spliced from 3 exons. Gene Ontology annotation, cellular component: extracellular region. Gene Ontology annotation, molecular function: cutinase activity.